Messenger RNA from Photinus pyralis (common eastern firefly), 2226 nucleotides. Its product is annotated as serine/threonine-protein phosphatase alpha-2 isoform-like. The transcript has 2 exons. The record is from RefSeq and is a predicted model, not a curated record. NCBI's taxonomy places the organism in Eukaryota, Metazoa, Arthropoda, Insecta, Coleoptera, Lampyridae. The coding region runs from base 228 to 1169 and encodes 313 amino acids. Gene Ontology annotation, molecular function: protein serine/threonine phosphatase activity. Gene Ontology annotation, cellular component: nucleus; cytoplasm.
CUUUUGUCUAGGGUUUCGAUGGAAAUCUCUCAAAGAAUUUAUUUGACACAACGCAUUUUACCAAAUCAAAGGGUAAUCCAGCAUCUCUGAUGGGUAAAAAUCCUUCACCUUGGAUGAAGUGUAAGUGCCACCAUUUUUAAUCAUGGUAUUUAUUACAUUUGCCGCUAUUUAUUUUGUUGGUUAUACUGUCAAAGCUAAAUUUGAAACGUCACUAAUUGAAGGAAUUAAUGAACAAAAUUUCUCGUAUAAUCUACCAUGUAAUCUAUAAAAAAGUUGAGGAAAUGAAGAAUAGAGACAUCGAUUCCAUCAUAGCGCAUUUGCGUUCGUGCGGAACGCAGGCAAAUUCCGAUUUUAAUUUACUGGAACGUGAAAUGCAGAGUCUAUGCGAGAAUUGCAUUAAUACGCUUAUGUCACAACCGAUGCUGUUAAAAAUCGAAACUCCCGUUGCGAUUUGUGGCGAUAUUCACGGUCACUUUCAGGAGCUGUUACGCAUUUUCGAGCGUGGAGGAUUCCCCCCAACGAUCACGUAUUUAUUUUUGGGAGACUACGUGGAUCGCGGUAAAAAGUCAUUGGAAACUAUUUGCUUGUUGUUGGCUUACAAACUCAGGUAUCCCAACCAGUUCUUUCUCUUAAGGGGAAACCACGAAUGCAAGUCUAUUAACUAUCGUUACGGAUUUUACGAGGAAUGCGUAGACAGAUACAGUGCUCGGCUAUGGAGAAGCUUUAACAAGUGCUUCAAUUUUUUACCAGUUGCGGCAAUAGUGGGUAAAAAAAUUUUCUGCUGUCACGGAGGUUUAAGUCCGCACUUAAAAAAGAUGGAACAAAUCGAGAAGAUAUGCCGACCCACCAUUGUACCAAGAAAGGGCCUGCUAUGCGAUUUAUUAUGGUCCGAUCCCAGUAAAAAAAGCGGUUGGCGUCCAAAUCCUCGGGGACUAGGUGUGCUUUUCGGCGAAGACGUCGUCUACGAAUUUGUUCGGAAACAGAACUUAAAAUUGAUUGUUAGAGCACACGAGGUAUGCAAAGAUGGUUUUAAACUUUUUGCAAAUGACACGUUAAUCACCAUCUUCAGUGUUUCCAAUUAUUGUGGCAUGAGCAAUGAUGGCGCCAUUGUCUUUGUUAAUGAAAAUUUCAUGUGCACCUUCAAAAUAUUAAAGUGUAAGAGAAAAUAAAACAAACUACUGGUGGUUGCGAUGUGUACUGCUUUGUAAGUUUAUUUACUUAUUGAACAUAGUAGACAUCAGAACAAUAUACAGAGUGCGACGACUAUUAUGGGAAUGCCUUGUUUCGUAUAAUCAAACAGUUUGGAGAUGCGCUUUUUUUUUUUAAAUAUUCCUACAGCCACUACUAUACAAGGUGUAGAAUUGGUUUACGCACCAUAGGUAUUUCGAUGGUAAUUCUCUGUAUAUUGAAAUAUUCUCUCCCCUAAUUAUUUUAAGUUGUACCUAAUUUUUUUGUAAAUUGUAAAAUUCUGCGUCUAUUCAUGUACCCAUUUGUAAUUUUUUUGUUGUAGGAAAUUUCCGGUUUCCCGAAUUAAUAAACCGAUACAACGGAAUAUCAAAGGAUCCUCAAUAUUACCAUCACUUUUUUAAUGACCUUUUAUGUUAAGGUUGCAAAAUUCAUGUGGUCGCCAAAAAUGCAUUAAAUUUAUGUCUUGGGCAUUGAGAUAAUACUCUCAGUGCCGGUAUUUCCAUCUCGGGAUAAAGUCAAGUAUAAGAUAUCUUCCAGGUAAACCGACAGUUAGCGUCGCUUCGGGUAUUUCGAACCUCGUUUAAAUAUUAUGGGCAGGAUAAGUUCUAGAUAAAGUUAUUGGGUAGAUUUUCUACAGUUAUCAACAUAACCCCAGGAUAUUGCGUCAAAUUUCCAGUAAACUGGUGACGUUUUAAAAAUUUGCGAAAUUACCAACCGUACCUAUACUAAAUAGGAAGAAAGAAAUUGAAGUAUGGAAGUAGAAGUACGCAAAUACAUACUAUGUUUUCUUGAAGGAUAUAGAUGUGCUGAAAUUAGCCUUUUCUUUCUACGCGGUGCAUUUACAUCACGAUUUUGGUUCAUGUUCAGAGUACUCAUAAGUAAAGCUUAUUCUGUAAUUUACGUUUGACAAGUAUAUUACAAGCAUUGAACUAUAUACUCUGUAACUGGAACGGCAUCACCCGUAAUCAGACGUUGCCAGGGGCCGUGGCGAAUUUUUGUGAGAGAGAGAUGGGUAGAGGUAGGUAUCCCUUACCUUGU